Messenger RNA from Chaetomium strumarium, 956 nucleotides. RefSeq lists its product as uncharacterized. Gene Ontology annotation, cellular component: cytoplasm. The transcript is spliced from 2 exons. Bases 245 to 604 code for a protein of 119 amino acids. Lineage: Eukaryota; Fungi; Ascomycota; Sordariomycetes; Sordariales; Chaetomiaceae. The record is from RefSeq and is a predicted model, not a curated record.
GUAACCCACUACUGCCAUUUUACAUGGGUUAAUACACUGUGAAUGAGGACCAAGAGUCUGUCUGUAUCAGUGCGAUGAAGCACAUGACCCUACCUACGGAAUACUAGUACUAAUAACCCUCCCUUUGGCGGUUAUCCAACAGGGAACAGAAUGGAGGUGGAGUUCGGUCACAAAACUGACUCCGACUCCUGGCAUUCUCACUCACAACUCCUCUCAUCAACACUUCCACUGCCACUCAGACAACAUGUCAGCCCGCGCAUUUUGGUAUGUGCCAGCGACCAAAAGGUCUGCUAGAAAUACUCUUUACAUGCACUGCAACGUAAAGCCAGGGACCAAUAGAAACCGUGAGGGCAUCGCCUCGGUCGACGACCAAGCCGUCGAGAUCUGUGUCGCAGCACAAGCACGUGAAGGCGAGGCCAACAAAGCGGUAAUCAAGGUCUUGAGCGAGGCCCUUGAUCUACCCAAGUCAGACCUGCAGAUCACGCAGGGUCUCAAGUCUAGAAAUAAGACUGUUGCUAUCGUGGGCGCCUGGGUCAAUUCAGGCGAGGAGGAGUGUCUAAGGCGAGUUAGGAUGUAUCUGGACAACGCUGUAAACGAUUCUUAACUUGGUCGUCAGUAACCGUACUUGGCCUGCCUCUGCAUUUGGAGUCCCGGACGACUCCGUUAACGGUGGUCUCCGCACCCCCAAGAUCCGACACCUGUUGUUGUUUGGCUGCAUACUCGGCGACGUCAAGAAAGGCGUCCGAGCCCGCCGCUACCCGGCAACCGACGGCCAUCGGGGUCGCUUUUCAGCACCUUCUCUACUUGUUCCUAGCGGCUGUCUUCCCAGGCAUCAACGUCUCAGUUUUUCCUCCUGUCUUCAGGAGUGCAAUGCCACCCAAACCUUUCAUCUAAUACCUCGGGCUCUCGGUCUCACAAGCCCGCUAGGCCGCGUGCCCCGACUUCCCGUGGUUCCC